Messenger RNA from Daphnia pulicaria, 3700 nucleotides. RefSeq names its product RB1-inducible coiled-coil protein 1-like (gene Atg17). Gene Ontology annotation, biological process: piecemeal microautophagy of the nucleus; autophagy of mitochondrion; autophagosome assembly. The record is from RefSeq and is a predicted model, not a curated record. Gene Ontology annotation, cellular component: phagophore assembly site membrane; extrinsic component of membrane; Atg1/ULK1 kinase complex. Bases 135 to 3560 code for a protein of 1141 amino acids. Gene Ontology annotation, molecular function: molecular adaptor activity; protein kinase binding. The transcript has 14 exons. NCBI's taxonomy places the organism in Eukaryota, Metazoa, Arthropoda, Branchiopoda, Diplostraca, Daphniidae.
CAACAACAAACCUUUGUUUCCACUUUUCUACACGACGUUAAUAGUAUAUUCGUAUGUUAUCGUAUUCGUCGUCGUAGUCUUACGAAAAAUUGACAGUCUAAUCAUUUAAUAUCGUGCAUCACUACUUUUUAAAAAUGCUAUACGUAUUCCUAGUUGACACUGGAACUACUCUGACGUUUGAUAUGAAUUUGGCUUUGGAUACGGUAGCUAAUCUUAAAGAAGUCGUUUACAAAGCCUCCAAAAUUGCUCCAGACAAACAAAUUCUUCUCAUCAGCGGAGGACAAGGCUUAGAUCCAUCACAUCGUGUAUGCAGUUAUUCUGCAGGCACUGAUACAAAUCCUAUAUUUCUCUUCUGCAAGUCAACCAUUGAAAGUGCUGUCCCACCUUCACCUAGUAUAGAUUUUGGCUCCGCUCACGACUUACGGCAUAAGGCAGAAGUUUGUCUGAAUGACAAGGAAACUACAUAUCAAACUGUGGUAGCCCGUGUUCAGUUAGCCCAGCAAUUUUAUGAAACUGGAAGAGAAAUCACACGAGUAUGUGAGCAACUAGUCCAUGAUCAACAUAUGCAGCAGCAAGGAUGGUCUGCUGUUGUUGCCAAUCUUGAAGAUGUUAUGACUGAUUUCAAAGGAAGGACCCAGCUUUUUGAACAGACAUACCAACAUUACCUUAGUAGUCGUGAAGAGUACCUGGAUAUUCUUAGUCAUUUCUGGGAUGACCUCAAUGCUUUGGCCAAUAUUCCAGUUUUGUCAUGUUUGCUCAAUAAGGCUGAGGAAAUGCCACUCCUUGACUGGGUUCAUUCAACUGACGAUGAAGACACAAACCUCAAUGUAGUUGCUGAUUCUUGCACGAAAGCCCUUGAACAAAUGGAUCACCAAUUGUUGCAAGCUCUGGAAAGAAACAUAAAGUCCGCUCUUUCUUCUGCUGAACGGCCAGAGAUGAAAGAAAUCAGGGGACUGGAGGAGCGGCUUUUCGGUCUUGAGCAGUUGUUGGUUGAAGCUAGAAAACAAGUCCAGGAGCAGUGUGAUAUAGCUCAAGCGCUUCUUCAGAACCAACAGAGAGCCCGAAAUUUUAAUGACGCUUCUAUUCUACCUGAAUUGUGUACAUCACAUCGUCAUCAGAUUAAGGUUAUGUUGAAGAAUGAUGAUAGACUUCGCGAUAUCCGAAGUCGUUGUAGCCGAGCUAAGGAAGAGUUGGGCAAAAAUCUACACGCCCGUCUUCGCUGGAUGAUGUUUGUUCAACGCCAACUGAAUGAAGUUCACGAACGAUUGAAUCUGCAAAAUGAAAAUUUACGUCGACUCCGCCGUCACUUUGAUUUACUUCGGCAACUGCAUCAAGCGCCAAGUAUUUAUCUUCGUUCCAUGGUCGAAAUCGUCAGACGAAAACACUUUGCCGCCAAAUUUAUUGAAUGGGCAGCGACUCUUUCUGGUUAUUCUGCGACGGUGCAUCAAGAUGAAUCGUCGUUGCGCAAGAGCUUUAUUGAAUCUUGCGAAGGGCACUUUCUGACCCAAUUGUUUCCUGGUAUUCUCGAACAGUUUACUCCAUCUUUUGCUACGUCACCUCCUUCCCCAUUUGAUGUUAAUUUACCAUCGGUUUCUAUUGAUGAUUUGGAACGCUUAAAAAACGCGCUGCCUACAUUAUGGGACAAAUUGAAAUUACCCAACAAUAUCAAGGACGUGCUGCGAGAUCCACCUAUUCUAGAACGUCUUUAUUCAUCAGCACAGAAGUUAACUCCAAUAGAACUCCAAGUUGAAACUAGCGUACUUCCGAGUCUUUCAGCCGCAUUACUUUCGCCUCCGGUUCGACCAAGUCGAUCCAAGGUUAAGCGUUCCCAAUCCGACUUCCAUUCUGAUUAUCACAUCGACGAUGCUUCCGAUUCCAUUAUUCGCUGUCGAGAUGAUGCUGGACUAGAACUUCAACAGCAAUUGGAGGAGACUGUCAAAGGCCAGCGUUGUCGAUUGCUGGCACUUCAAUCCCACUUGCAGUGCGCUCUAGAAGCUGGUCAAACUGCACUCCCAGUUUUUCGUUCAGAGUUGAACUCCAUUCGAAAAUUAACGAUUGAAUGGAGCCAAGUUGCCAACGAACAAUUAGCUCGUUUGCGAUUCGAAUUAAUUCAACAUAUUAGAGAGAUGUUCGCCUCUACAGAAAAAUCUUCAGAAAUCAUUUUGGAGGAAGUCAAGAGUCAAAACAAAAAAUUGGAUGAAGAAAAAUUUAAAUUGGAAGCAGAAUUAAAGUCUGUUCGAAUUGAACUUGAAGAUUGGAAGAAACAAUGCAGCCAAUGGCAGGAAGAAAAGAAAGAGCUUGUCGGUAGCGCUCAAUUUUGUCUACGACAGCGGGAAGAAGAGCUGGAGAAACAGAGAAUUGAACAGUUGCGCCAACAAAAAAUGAAAUACAAGCAGGAAAUUAACGCCUUAAAAGAAACGGUAAAAAGUACCGAAGAAAAGUGUAAAGCAAUUGUCAGCGAAUGGCAAGCCGUUUCCGAACAAGAGAAUCCAGAUGCAUUAAGGACAUGGAAACAGGAGCUGAUGCUUGGUCACGAAGUAGAACUCGAACAGUUAAAGUUGGAAAAAGAUUCGGAAUUAAGUGGCCUUCUGGAACUUCAGACCCAAAUGACGCUUCCAGACACUAACGAUUGGAAAGCAAAGUAUGAACAUUUGCUUAAAGAAAAUGAAACACAAAAACUUCAACUACAGGAGGAAUUGCAACGUAAACAUCGCUUAGAGAUUGAAGGACUUAGAUCACGAUUUCGCAUGAUGGCAAGCCAGUCCCCGUCGACGGAUUGUAGAUCAAGAUCCGAUUCUUUGGACAAAUUUGAAAUGCGGACAACCCCACCUGCCAGCCCGUGCAAUCUAGUGAGAACUAAGCGAGUAUCGGAGAGUCAUUCGGACGAACUGUUGCUACCCUUAGUAGAGAAGUUGAAGCAAGAGAAGGACAAGUUAUCUACGCUUGUCGAAAGCUAUACAACCCACUACAAGACGAGCAACACCAAGCCUACAAAAUGGGAAGCAACGCUUUCUGAAGCGUUAAAAGAAUCGAAUCAGAUGAUGCAGAGCGUUGGUUCAAGAGUAGAUCAACUUCGCCAAGAAAGUGUUAAUCUCUCAAGCAAACCUCCUCUUCCAUUUACCACAUCCAUAUCCCAGAUUAGUUCGGUGAACAUGGCAGCUAGUGUGGCAGUUUUGCAGUCGGAUGAUAAAUCGUCACCAAGCCCAUUACUUCCUCCAAAAUCUUCUUUAAAAAAGAAACCAAUGAGUAAAAUGACUAGGUCGCUUGUCAGACAAGGUUCGGCUAAUGUUUACGGUUGCGAAGUGGGAGAUGCAGUAGUUGUACAAUGGGAUGAACGAUAUUCAACUCAUAUUUUGUACAAUAAAGGACCGUAUCUCCAUUUUUUGCAUGCCGAUUCAAUAUCCUCGCUCGGAUUACAGAACGUGACGAUGGAGCCGUUUUUGGCUCGUGUUAUUCAAAGGGAGUUCUGCCUGGUCCGGAAGGAAGAAAAUCGUUACAAUCUUCCAAAAGGAACAAACUUUUAUCGUGUGAAAGUGGACCGAAUAAAUAGUACCUCUUAAGUCUGGACUGGUUGGACUUCGACAAUCAAGUUUUUCAAAAACAAUUACAAAGUCAACGAAAUAUUUUGUGCGUGUUUGUGUUUCUUUUUAGGUUGGGCAUUAAAUUGAAAACACAAUUAAUAAUACACAUUUACAGUAAA